Messenger RNA from Cyphomyrmex costatus, 1301 nucleotides. It is a transcript of the gene OXA1L, whose product is annotated as OXA1L mitochondrial inner membrane protein. Bases 1 to 1290 code for a protein of 429 amino acids. Gene Ontology annotation, molecular function: membrane insertase activity. Gene Ontology annotation, biological process: protein insertion into mitochondrial inner membrane from matrix. The transcript has 8 exons. Lineage: Eukaryota; Metazoa; Arthropoda; Insecta; Hymenoptera; Formicidae. Gene Ontology annotation, cellular component: mitochondrial inner membrane. The record is from RefSeq and is a predicted model, not a curated record.
AUGUUUCGAUUGAAAGGCGUAGAAAUGUUGAUGCGGUCAUCUAUAAUCGUUCGCCGGCAAGCAUUGUUGAAAUCAAACAUGAUUUCGCAGGAAAUUGUUACAUAUAGACGUAUUCAUUUAAUCACUCAGGGAAAAAGGAUUUCUAGAAAUAAUUUCUUAUUGGAUCUACAUAGAAACUAUAGAAUUACAGGAAUCUCUUUGAUUCGUUAUGCUAGUACAAAUGAAACCACAGAAAAUAAAACUCCAGCAAAUGAAACACUACCACAAAAUAGUCCAUAUGAUGAAAUACCAGAUCCUCCGACACCAAUACAAGAAAUGAUAGAAAAUAUUGUGAAAGUGCAUCCGAAUGGAGAACCAACGUUUGAAAGUAUAGGAUUGGGUGGUUGGACUCCAUCAGGGAUUGUACAAAAUAUCUUGGAAUAUAUGCACAUAAAUUUAGAUAUGCCAUGGUGGUUGACAAUUGUCAUAGCUACUAUUUGUGUAAGGACUCUUCUAUUUCCCAUAGUGAUAAAAGGGCAGAAGAAUGUGAUUCAACUUAAAAAUCAUAUGCCAGUAAUACAAGACAUGCAGACGAGAUUAUCGCAAGCCAGGAAUACCGGCGAUCAUAUGGAAAGUGCACAAAUAGCGACAGAAAUGAUGAAGUACUUGAAAACGAACAAUGUUAGUUUUGCACAGAACCUUAUGAUGCCAUUAAUACAGGCACCAGUAUUCAUAUCCUUCUUCUUUGCAUUGAGAAAAAUGGCAAACUUGCCUGUAGAGAGCUUAAAAGACGGUGGCUUUUUGUGGCUAAAGGAUCUUACAAUAUAUGAUCCUUAUUAUGUAAUGCCAAUAAUUACUAGUAUAACAAUGUUUAUCACAAUCGAACUCGGUACGGAUGGCACUAAUAUCCAUGCGAUGGGUAUAAUGCGAUAUGUUUUGCGAGCUGUGCCAUUUGUCGCAUUACCGUUUAUGUUGCAUUUCCCUGGUACUAUUUUGACAUAUUGGGUAGCAACAAACACUAUGUCUUUGAUACAAACUGGUUUUCUAAAAGUCCCACGUAUAAAAAAAGCUCUCGGUAUGCCUAUCGUAAUAAAACGUGAUACUCCAACUGUAUCCACCAAAAAGAAAGGUUUUGUUAAUGAAGUGAAGGAAUCUUGGACAAACCUAAAGAUAACAAAGCAAUUAUCUGAUAGAGAACGGGCAGACAUAGUACAAUUUAACAGUGCUGGUAAGGGUCCUAUAGUGAAGACAUUUAAAUAUGAUCCGACGAAGCAAAAACAAUCAACAGUCUUUACGAAAAGUAGAGAAUAAUUUAAUUUAGA